AUGGCCGGAGUUAACAAGAUCACAACUGGCCUUACAGGCCUUGCUGUGUCCAAGCAUCCACAUCAGUCGUUGGGAGUGUUGUAUUCAACAAUUUUGGGAGUUUUACAGAAAAUGCCUAAAAGUAAAAUCAACUGUGGACAGAUUCAAGAAGUUAUCAAGCAGGCUGAAAGGGAGUUAUCCUUGGCUCGUAAAAUGCUGCUCUGGAAACCAUGGGAACCUCUUGUUGGUCAAGCUCCACCAAACUAA
Messenger RNA from Physella acuta, 246 nucleotides. Its product is annotated as NADH dehydrogenase [ubiquinone] 1 alpha subcomplex subunit 5-like. Gene Ontology annotation, biological process: respiratory electron transport chain. Gene Ontology annotation, cellular component: respiratory chain complex I. The record is from RefSeq and is a predicted model, not a curated record. NCBI's taxonomy places the organism in Eukaryota, Metazoa, Mollusca, Gastropoda, Physidae.